Triplophysa rosa is the source of this 2041-nucleotide messenger RNA. RefSeq names its product asparagine synthetase domain containing 1 (gene asnsd1). NCBI's taxonomy places the organism in Eukaryota, Metazoa, Chordata, Actinopteri, Cypriniformes, Nemacheilidae. Gene Ontology annotation, molecular function: asparagine synthase (glutamine-hydrolyzing) activity. Bases 1 to 1830 code for a protein of 609 amino acids. The record is from RefSeq and is a predicted model, not a curated record. The transcript is spliced from 3 exons.
AUGUGUGGGAUCUGUUGUGUGGUCAGUUUGACCACGCCGCAAGAUUCACUUGAGAAUCAUGUGUGUGAAAAGCUUAAAAACAGAGGACCCAACUCUAGCAAAGACGUCACAGAAACAUUAUCAAAUCCAAAUUACAGUCUUCUUUUUUCUGCCCAUGUGCUUCACAUGAGGGGUUGCUUGACCCCUCAGCCUCUUCAAGACGAAAAUGGGAAUAUGUUUCUUUGGAACGGCGAGGUGUUUGGUGGUCUCACGAUAGGGUCAGAUGAGAACGACACCCAAGUCCUUUUCCAUUAUUUGAAAAUGGCCCAGAGUGCCUCAGAUGUGGUAUCUGUAUUAUCACAUCUUAAGGGACCCUGGGCCUUUAUCUAUUACCAAAAAGUAGAACGCUGUAUUUGGUUUGGGAGGGACUUUUUCGGAAGAAGAAGUCUGCUUUGGAAAUUUAAUUCGGAAAGAUCGUCCUUCACACUCACAUCAGUUGCUUCUCAGUCAGUGGAUAAUAUUACUUCCCAGUGGCAAGAAGUACCACCUCAUGGAGUGUACAGGUUUGAUCUAGGGGACUUAUCACAGCGAGGGACAUUUACUUUUGAACUUUAUCCAUGGGUUUUCCACGGUGAUGACGAGCCAAAUCACAUACAGGAAUCGAAAUGGGAAGGCCUUCCCUGUUCUGUCUCUGUAAACAUAAACAGUUCUGGACUUUACUUGACCUCUCCUGUUUGUCCAAUGAACACAUCCAUUUCUUCACCUGAAACUGCUGAACAGGAUCAGAAUGCCUCACAAACCUCUGUUAAAAAUCUGAAAGAACGUCUGACAAACACCGAGAAGAGAGAAAUGGUUAACAAGCUUAUUGAUGUUCUCAGUGAGGCAAUCCGUAAGAGAGUUCAGUACCAACCUUCGCGAGACCAAUCAGCUCUCCCCUUCAAAAAUACCAAAGCUGAUGUUGCUAUUCUCUUCUCGGGGGGAAUUGAUUCAAUGAUUUUAGCCGCCCUUGCUAAUAGACACAUUCCUGCAGAAAAACCCAUUGACCUGCUCAAUGUCGCUUUCAAAAUUCAAGAUGCAAAGGUGCCGCCAAAGUCCAUGAAACGAGGGAAAAAUAUGAAAAAUAACCCCGAUGAAACAAAAUCCGAUCCGCAAAGAAGUUUUGACGUACCAGACAGAAUUACCGGUAGAGCCGGUCUGCAGGAACUGAAAAAUCUCAGUCCACAGCGAAAGUGGAACUUUGUUGAAAUCAACGUAACUCAAGAAGAGCUUCAAAACAUGCGUCAGAAACGCAUUUGUCAUUUGGUGCAUCCUUUGGACACCGUUCUGGAUGACAGCCUUGGAUGUGCCCUCUGGUUUGCAGCUAGGGGACGUGGUCUUGUAAAUGAUGGCAUUGAACAAGAACUUUAUAUUUCAGAGGCUAAGGUGGUUUUGACUGGCAUUGGGGCAGACGAACAGCUGGCUGGAUACUCCAGACACAGGGUGCGGUAUAAAAACUCUGGGCUAGACGGACUUGUCAAAGAGCUGGCCAUGGAACUAGGCCGAAUAUCCUCGAGAAAUCUUGGAAGGGACGACAGGAUCAUUGGGGACCAUGGAAAAGAGGCCAGAUUCCCAUACUUGGAUGAAGAUGUCGUCAGUUUCCUUAACAGUCUGCCUGUGUGGGAGAAGGCCGAUUUGUCUCUACACAGAGGACUCGGAGAAAAGCUGUUAUUGAGGUUAGCAGCUGUCGAGUUAGGAUUGGGACUCUCGGCUCUGUUGCCUAAGAGAGCCAUGCAGUUCGGCUCCAGAAUCGCCAAGUUAGAGAACAACCAUGAGAAGGCCUCAGAUAAGUGCACAAGACUUGCCACUGUGUAAUUUAACAUUUUAUGACUAAGAACCUCAUUUAAAUGAUCUAAAGGUACUUUUAUUGUAAUACAGAUACAUUGUUGGUCUGUUACGUAGUACGUACACAUCUGAAAUCAUUGGUGUGGGGUAUUGAGUACAAAUCAAUUCAUUUAUUCAAAUCCAAAAAAGCAACAAAAUACUGAUUGCAUUUUAUUGUGAAUAAAAGUGUUAAGAUUGCAAC